UCUUCAGGAGGACAUGCUGACUGAUGAUGAUAUGAAAACACGCCUAAAAAAAAAUCAGCUCAAUUUACCGGUGCUCCAAUGCUGGUAUGAAAAUUUAUACAAUGUGAAAACUUCUGUCUCAGAAAACCAACAUACUAAAAAUAACAAAAAAGUCUUAGUGGUUAUUAUACCUGAUUUUGAAAGUUUCAAUGUCCAAGUUCUUCAAAAAUUCAUCCUGAUCGUCAGCUGCUACAUCAGAGUUUUACCUUUCGUCUUUGUUUUUGGUAUAGCAACGUCAAUAACUACAUUACACUCUUCACUACCUUACAAGGUGUCUUCAAAAAUAUGUGUGAAAGUGUUCAAAUCACAACGGUCGGUUGAUUAUUUGAACAACGUUCUGGAAAAUGUGUUUUUCACCUUUCAUUGUCCAUUUCAGCUAGGUGGAAAGGUUUUCAACUUAUUCACAGACAUAUUUCUUUUCUAUGAUCUGUCGGUGAAUAAUUUUAUUCAGAAUAUAAAGUUUGCAGUCGCUGAACAUUUCUCAUAUGGAAAUGCCAUGGCUUUAUGUUCAAUGGAUAAAAGAGUUACUACAGAAGUGAUUGAUUCCUUUUCUCAUGAUGAUUUGGAAAAUGUGAGACAUUUAUUAUCUUUUCGAAAACUUGUGGAAGGAGAAUCAUAUGAAAACAGAAUCAAGAUUUUAACUGAUGAUGACUACUUUAAGCAAAUAUUAAGGGAUGAAAUUAAAAAACUUCAAAAAUAUAUCAGGCGGUUUCAUAUGUUCUUAUACAUUUUGUGUGUACUGGUGAGAGACCUGCCCAAAGCUCCACUUGGUAUUCAGGUAAAAAGUAGCUUAAGUGGAUAUCACAUUUUUUAUUUGAGAUGGGAGGUAAAUAUUGUACAUUGCAUUCAUAAUUUCUUCGUCACAAAGAUAACUGAAAAUAUCCUGUGCGUCCAGAAUUAAGAAUUUCAGACUUAAUAACAG
Leptinotarsa decemlineata (Colorado potato beetle) is the source of this 961-nucleotide messenger RNA. RefSeq names its product Origin recognition complex subunit 3 (gene Orc3). NCBI's taxonomy places the organism in Eukaryota, Metazoa, Arthropoda, Insecta, Coleoptera, Chrysomelidae. The record is from RefSeq and is a predicted model, not a curated record. Gene Ontology annotation, cellular component: DNA replication preinitiation complex; nuclear pre-replicative complex; nuclear origin of replication recognition complex. Gene Ontology annotation, biological process: DNA replication initiation; DNA replication. Gene Ontology annotation, molecular function: DNA replication origin binding.